Messenger RNA from Setaria italica (foxtail millet), 1123 nucleotides. RefSeq names its product TATA-box-binding protein 1. The transcript has 7 exons. NCBI's taxonomy places the organism in Eukaryota, Viridiplantae, Streptophyta, Magnoliopsida, Poales, Poaceae. Gene Ontology annotation, biological process: DNA-templated transcription initiation. Gene Ontology annotation, molecular function: RNA polymerase II general transcription initiation factor activity; DNA binding. The coding region runs from base 143 to 850 and encodes 235 amino acids. The record is from RefSeq and is a predicted model, not a curated record.
UCCAAACCCUAGCCCACCCGUACCGGAGCCCAACCAACGCCGCCGCACGCCCAAACCCCUCUCGCCAAAUAAAACCCGACCCCGUUCAAACCCCGUUUGCCUCCAAGCUCCCGAAUCGCAACCCAACCCCCGCCGUCGAGCCAUGGCUUCCGUGGCGGGCGCGGAACCGACGGUGCUGGGGCUGGGGCUCCGCAGCGGGAGCGGCGCGUGGGGCGCUGGCGGAGGAGGACGGGCCGCGGCGCCCGCGGUGAAUGCGGCGGAGGACGCGCCGGAGGUGGAUCUCGACAGGCACCCGUCCGGCCUCGUCCCCACCCUCCAGAACAUUGUCUCGACAGUCAAUUUGGACUGCCAGUUGGAUCUGCAACAUAUAGCCAACAGCGCUCGUAACGCAGAGUAUAACCCAAAGCGUUUCGCUGCAGUUAUCAUGAGGAUAAGGGAUCCCAAGACAACGGCACUGGUAUUUGCUUCAGGGAAGAUUGUUUGCACGGGAGCAAAGAGCGAAGAGCAUUCAAAGCUUGCCGCGAGGAAGUAUGCGCGAAUUGUCCAAAAGCUCGGCUUCUCAGCUCGGUUCAAGGAUUUCAAGAUCCAGAAUAUUGUUGGGUCAUGUGACGUCAAAUUUCCUAUUCGUCUGGAGGGCCUUGCUUUGGCCAGUGGCAUUUUUGCCAAUUAUGAGCCGGAGAUCUUCCCUGGGCUGAUCUACCGCAUGGCGGACCCCAAGAUCGUGAUCCUCGUCUUCGUCUCUGGCAAGGUCGUCCUCACCGGAGCCAAGGUCCGGGAUGAGAUAUACACCGCCUUUGAGAACAUAUACCCGAUGCUCGUGCAGUUCAGGAAACGGCAGCAGUAUGGAUAGGACGCGGUACACCUGGCAAAUGGCACGAACACCUCCGUUGGGUAUACGCUUCAGCACUGUACAAGUGUACAUAACUGGAUGGGGUGCCGGAACUCGUGGGCACCGACCGCUGGCGCCUAUUUUCUUUUUCAGUCUUGUUUUUCUGUUUUGAUGCGGACGAGGAUAGGAGGGCAAUUUGAUACGAGAAAGAGCAUGUAAAGCGAUACGGCCCUAGAAUAGAUCUUGUAAAAGAUCAUAGCAAUCAUUGGAUAACACCAUGAUCAAUUGAUCAUG